Molecule: messenger RNA, 594 nt
Organism: Danaus chrysippus (African queen)
Lineage: Eukaryota; Metazoa; Arthropoda; Insecta; Lepidoptera; Nymphalidae
Source: the annotation of a GenBank genome assembly
AUGAUGUAUGUGGGUGUAUGUCCACUAUACAACAUGAGUACACACGUCAUUAUCAUUAAUGAAGCCGGCGCGGUGCGUUACGCAGGCGGCCUUGGUUCAGAUGCUACACAUUACAACACAGAGUGUGAGUGGUGUGUGUGUAUAUAUAGACACUCACACACCUGUAUUUCGCGCGCGCAUUCCACUCCAAGUAUUUCCGAUUCCGGCCUCCUUAAGCCGUACAUUCGCUGUAGGCGAGCCCCGUGCGCCGGCGCAGGUCCCUCCGCCCGGCCGGGAGGGGGGAGGGGGGGGGUCUCGUGGGAGCCCGCCUUAGGAAUGUCAAUCGGUAGUUGUCGGUAUGCGGCUAACGGGCUGCCGUCGGUCGAGAUGGUAACUCUUAUUUAUAUGAAGGUAUUUGUACUAAUAACGAGUAUAGCCGCGGCCCUGCUAGCGGUACCUCUGAUUUAUAUCCGAGGAAUGCUGCUCGGCACACAUACCUCUCAGGAUACAAUGUUGGCACUAUCUGUUAGUUCUGAUGCUGUAUCAUGCUCAUCUCUAGAACCCGUACUAAUGAUAUACCAGUCUCAAAUUCUACUAUCGUCGCCACACAUUUGA